This is a messenger RNA of Entamoeba dispar SAW760, 1302 nucleotides long. Its product is annotated as lipase containing protein, putative. Gene Ontology annotation, biological process: lipid metabolic process. The transcript has a single exon. NCBI's taxonomy places the organism in Eukaryota, Evosea, Mastigamoebida, Endamoebidae. The record is from RefSeq and is a predicted model, not a curated record. Bases 1 to 1302 code for a protein of 433 amino acids.
AUGAACAAACCAACACAACCAAAUAAACAAGGACUCUUUCAAAAAAUAACAGAUUCCAUCAAAGAGUCUCUUUCUCAAAGUAUUGGGGUAUAUGCAUCUGCUUAUGGAGAAGUAUUAGAACUAUUAAAUAAAGAAUUUGGUAUUGAUGCUAUUAGCUCUCUUUGUGGACUUCUUCUAUUAGAAGGACUUCCAAAGCCAGAUAUUCAUGAUGUACCAAUAAUUAAAAAUAAAGAUUUCUAUUAUCUUAUUACUAAACUUUCUCGACAUGUAACAGCAGCAUAUGGAAGUAAACAUGAUUCAACAUAUACUUUAGUUAAUGAAAAAGAAUAUAAUGAAGAAGUUAAAGGAUAUAAUCCAAAAGAAAUAGAAAUUGCAGCAAUUUGUAGUAGAGCAGGAAUUUAUCCAAAUAUGUUAUUGAGUUUAGUCACAUCUCCACCAUUAUUUGUUGUAUCGUAUUAUCUUGCUCUUGAUCCAUCAUUACAUUCAUUGAUUUUUUGUAUAAGAGGAACAUUUUCUAUUAAUGAUAUUGUUAGUGAUAUGAUAUUAUAUGGAUCUCCUUUUACAUAUAAAGAAGAAGAAGGUAUUGUACAUACUGGAAUGUAUAAAACAGCUCAAGAAACAUUAAAACAUGUAUUUCCUUCAUUAGAAAAAGCAAGAAAUGAAUAUCCAAAUUUAGAUUUAAUUAUUACAGGACAUUCUCUUGGAGGAGGAAUUGCUACAUUAAUUACUCUACUUUUAAAUGAACAAAAACCUGAAUGGAAUAUUCAUUGUUAUGGAUUUGCACCUGCUGCAACAUUAAGUGAAAAUAUAGCAAUGAUGCCAGAAGUAAAUAAAUUAAUUACAUCAAUUGUUUUUGAUUAUGAUGUUGUUCCAUCAUUAUCUCUAAGUUCAUGCAAACGUCUUAUUAAACGAAUGAAUAAAGUACUUGAACAAGUUAGUUUUGAUUAUGUUAAAUACAUUACUAAAUUAUCACAAGGAAUGAAAACAAGUGAAGCAGCAAGACAACUUGUUGAAGAAUAUGGGAAACCAAUUGAUGAUUCUAUUGAUCUUGUAACUUCUCCACAACCUCUUCUUCCAGGUGGAGAAGUAUACCAAAUACUAAGAGAACCAGAAAAUAUGUUUUCUCUUCAAUUAGUAGCAAAUAAUGUAUUUGGAGAAAUUAAAGUAUCAAAUACUAUGAUUGCUGAUCAUUUACCUACAAAUUAUAUUAUUGCUACAACAAAAUUAUACAAACAAAUGACAAAUGAACAAAUUGAAGAAGAUAGAAAGAAAUUAUUUGAACAAUGUCUUGAAAUGGUAUAA